AUGACCAGGAUUACGCGUGUUGCAAUCUCCGCAAUUUUGAUGUUUGUCUUGUCAAUCGUCGAAGUGGAAUCAAAACACUGGUUCGAAAAUACAGUUAUCUAUCAAAUCUACCCACGAUCUUUCAAAGACUCAGAUGGCGAUGGAACGGGAGACUUUAGAGGAAUUCAGGAAAAAUUGGACUACCUACACGAAGUUGGAUUUGACCUGUUGUGGAUUCAGCCUUUUUUCAAAUCACCGAUGGUUGACUUCGGAUAUGACAUUGCCGACUACCGACAAACUGAGCCCGUUUUCGGAACUUUGGAGGAUCUCAAAAAUUUAAUCGACGCAAUUCAUAUCAGAGGUAUGCGUGUCAUCAUCGACUUCAUCCCGAACCAUACGAGCGAUGAGAGUGAGUGGUUUAAAAAAUCUCUGAACAGAGAGGACCCCUACACGGACUUCUAUGUAUGGAAAGACUCCAAGCCUCAUGCUCCAGGCACCCCACCAGUGCCUCCUAACAAUUGGCUGAGUUUGUUCGGUGGCUCGGCUUGGCAGUGGCAUGAAAAGCGGCAACAGUUUUAUUACAGGAUGUUCUCACCAGGUCAACCGGACUUGAACUACCGAAACCCCAAAGUCAAGGAAGCAAUGAAGGAUGUUAUCCGAUUUUGGUUGGAUUUUGGAGUUGAUGGAUUUCGAGUGGAUGCUGUUCCGGUCCUAUUUGAAGACGAAGAACUCCGGAACAACCCAUAUGUUUCGUCACGUGUAGAGAAUUCUACAGAUUUUGGCGAUCAAAUUCCUGUCUAUACCUUUCAACGUCCGGAAAACUUCGAGCUUCUCCACCAAUGGCGCUUGCUUAUUGAUGAUUACAGUUCAAGGGACGGUAGAAAAAGAUUGAUGACGGUGGAGGCGUACGAACCAGCAGAGGACUUGCAGCGAUAUUUUGGAAAUACAACUCAUAGGAUAGCCCACUUUCCACUAUACUUUGAAUUUGUUAAUGUGAAUUAUUUGAGCGACUCGAACUUUUUAGAUAAAGCCAUUCACGCCUUUAUCGAUAAGAUGCCACCACACGGCAUUCCAAGUUGGGUGGCGAGCAACCACGACAAUUCUCGACUGGCGAGCAGGGUGGAUCCGGAGUUCGCGGAGGCCAUGCUCAUGGUUCAGCUGCUGCUGCCUGGGGUGGCUGGAAUCUACUACGGCGAGGAGAUCCGCAUGAAAGACAUCUACAUUCGUCCGGAUCAGAAGAAAGAUUUCGUUUUCACGUUUCACCCCACUCAAGCGCACUUCACGCGCGACGUGUGCAGGGGACCCAUGCAGUGGGAUGAUUCAUUGAAUGCAGGCUUUUCUACGAGUAAAACGCCAUGGUUGCCUGUGAAUCCAGACUAUUGGAGAAACAACGUAAAGAAACAGCUCUCUAAGCCUCGCAGCACAUUGAACAUGGUCAAACGACUUUUGAAAUUGAAAAAGUCACCUACUAUCGAAUCUGGCGAUUUGAAAACUUGCAAAGUUUCUCAGUGGGUGUAUAUGUUUACAAGGGAGCUUAAGGAUGAACCACCAGUUGUAGUAAUCCUAAAUCUUGGAACUGAGAUGGAACCCAUGUGCCUGAACGAGUGCAAACACUUUUUGCAGGGAAUUAUGAAGGUCCACACAGCCAGUGCAAAUUCUGGUUACAAAUCUGGGGACGCAGUUACGAUUCUCCACGAUGACUCGUCACAAUGCUCUACCCUCCGUCCGAAAGCGGGGUUGGUUUUGACCUCCUCAGAUGCCAUUUCGGCUAGCCGAGGGACACGUGUAUCACUUCCACUGCUAAUUUCGUUAAUGCUGAUACUGUUCAUUGUCCCCCUCGGACAUCACGUUGAAAAACCGUCGUGUUGA
This is a messenger RNA of Bemisia tabaci, 1848 nucleotides long. Its product is annotated as alpha-glucosidase-like. Lineage: Eukaryota; Metazoa; Arthropoda; Insecta; Hemiptera; Aleyrodidae. Gene Ontology annotation, biological process: carbohydrate metabolic process. The record is from RefSeq and is a predicted model, not a curated record.